Molecule: messenger RNA, 1594 nt
Organism: Dermacentor silvarum
Lineage: Eukaryota; Metazoa; Arthropoda; Arachnida; Ixodida; Ixodidae
Product: sterol O-acyltransferase 1
Exons: 12
Coding region: 89-1579 (496 amino acids)
Biological process (GO): cholesterol metabolic process
Cellular component (GO): endoplasmic reticulum membrane
Source: RefSeq, a predicted model, not a curated record
GAACUACGAAACCUCACCCCGAGCGUGCGCUGUUUGUUCUGCAGGCUGCACUCUGCCCGUAUCCUGCUGCUGACCGUUGGACGGCGCCAUGGAGCCCAGCGGGUGCGCCGAGCAGCUGCUGAGCCUCAAGACCAGCAUCGAGAGGCUGCGCCGGAGCGUCAACGUUGAGCUGGACAACCUGAGCGCAGUGCUGGACACACUGGCCCACAAGGAGAGUAACCGCAACAACAGGGUCAAUGGCAGCCACACUAGCGAGUCUCAGCUUCGCAAGAAGAGCUCACCUGGACAGGACCUUCCAGAGAAGUUCUUCGCCAUUCGGGAGAGUCGUAUUGUGGAAAUUAUGGCCAACGAACACAUCCGGACAGUGUUCAACAUCUUCGUGGCUUUUCUGUUCCUCGUUACAGUCAUACUGAUCACAUCCUACUUUUACGAUCCUCAAAGGCUACACGACGACAUGUCGACCAUCGUGGUCAACUCCACGGGCAUCGUGGGCGUCUUUGGCCAUCUCAUUGCCAUCAACCUGGCUAUUCUGUUCCUCCUGCAUCCAUCGCUGCAGCUCUGGGCUAACUGUCGAGCGCUCGGCAAGAGCGGGCCCGUGGACGCAGUUUUCGGCAGCCUGUUCGCGCUGUUCCUGGGCUGCGUCACCGUGUUUCCUGUGCGCUACAUCUUCGUCAACGAGCUGCCUCCUCUGUCCUCCUGCAUCCUCGCCUUCGAACAGGUACGACUACUGAUGAAAGCGUACGCGUACACGAGGGAGAUUGUUGGCCGAGUGCUCAAGCACGCGGAGCUGAAAGCGAAGAGUGAAAACAACCACGUGGAGCUGACGCUACCGGGACUCUCCUGCGUCCUCUACUUCCUUUUCGCGCCCACUCUGAUCUACAGGGAUUCCUAUCCCAGAACGCCCAAGGUUCGCUGGGGUGCCGUGCUGUGGUACACGGGCCAGUUCUUCGCGUGCGUGGCCAUGUAUUCCGUGGUGCUGAACCACUUCAUCAAGGACCUCUUCUGUGACGCCGGCAAGGAAGGGUUCCAGCUGUUGGGCUUCACGCUCACCGGCUGUGCCAUUAUACUGCUGGGCAGCAUCAGCAUGUUCCUCGUCUUCUACGGCUUUCUUCACUGCUGGCUCAACAUUUUCGCCGAGGCCAUGCGCUUUGGAGACCGACUCUUCUACCUGGACUGGUGGAAUAGCACUAGUUACGCGGACUACUACCGGUCUUGGAACUUGGUCGUUCACGACUGGCUCUUCAAUUACGUCUACCGUGAUGCGUACAAGGCCUUCAAUUAUAACAAGAAACUGGCCAUGCUGGUUGUUUUCUUCCUGUCCGCCCUGGUUCACGAAUACAUCCUGGCGCUCAGCUACCGAUUCUUCUUUCCCGUCGUCCUGGUCGUCUACGGCACCCUCGGAGUGGCGCUGAUGUUUGCGACGAAAAAGAAGACGGCACGCUUCUGGAACGUGUUCCUGUGGAUCACGCUAAUCGCCGGAUGGGGGAUGAUACUCAUCUUUUACACAGUCGAAUUCUACUCUAGGAUCAACUGCCCCACGUCCAAGGUACGUACAAGUCGUGUCCGGGCGAUCGCCUGAACGAGCUUGCGUGCG